Messenger RNA from Rhopalosiphum padi (bird cherry-oat aphid), 1075 nucleotides. RefSeq lists its product as uncharacterized. The record is from RefSeq and is a predicted model, not a curated record. Gene Ontology annotation, molecular function: metal ion binding. Bases 50 to 1069 code for a protein of 339 amino acids. The transcript has 7 exons. Lineage: Eukaryota; Metazoa; Arthropoda; Insecta; Hemiptera; Aphididae.
GACGUUACGAGGACUUACAGAUAAGCGCAACAACAGCGCUACGUUCACCAUGUCUUCUUCAGUAUGUUUGUAUUUCACGAGGGGAUCGUGUCGAUUUGGCAACCGUUGCUGGAACUCUCACGAUCUGGGAUCCAUCCGCUCCGACAGCCCUUUUCAGAUUCAAGCGGAAAAUUCUAAUGAUGAUGAAAUCAGUUUUCCUAUGGCGGCAAGGAGAGAAACUACUCCAACGACAGCUUCACCAAGUAGUAGUGCAUCUAGACCUAGACAAAUAAAUCAAGUUCUUCCCAAUACAGAAAAAAAGUCACCGGAAACUAAUAAAACAGCAACUCAAGAUAAGUGGAUCUUACAAAAUAAUUAUACUUUGGAGACGAUAGAAGGUACUCCUGAUAGUUUGUUAGUAGAAACAACAAAAAAAUUAAAAGAAGCUGAAAAUGCAGUUAUAUCACUUCGUCAACAGCUGCGUAUUAAUGACAAUAAUCUCUCUUGGAUACGUGAUCAAUGGGAACAAUGCAUGGAAAAUGAUUUAAAAUGUAAUAUAUGUUACGAAACGUUCAUCGAGCCAACUGUACUAAAUUGCUCUCAUACAUUUUGUCUUGAAUGCAUAGAGUCAUGGACUCGAGAAGCUAAUCACUGCCCAAUAUGUCGAGUUAUCGUUAUAGAUAAAUCACACUGUCUAACUUUAGAUACCUAUUUGGACAAAAUAUAUGAAUAUUUAUCAUCCGAAAUAAAAACGAGGCGGGAAACUUUAAAAGUUGAACGUAAUAAUAAUAAAGUGGAGGUUAAUAGAAACCCAAGAAAUAAUGCAAGAAUAAACCAUAGAUACCAAUCCAUGCGCCGAGCAUUAGGUGCAGAAUUAUGGGGUGAACUAGAUCAAAAUGCUGCUGAAUGGGGUAUUGCUCUGGAAGAAGCAUUAUUAGAUCCAAUACGUAUAGGCGAUGCAAUUGGUAGACAUAGAAAUAAUGGAUGGAUUGCUAACCACUUGGACAGUUCUCAGUACUUAUUUUGCCCUAAUUGUGACCGUGCAGGGCACACAAUUUUCAACUGCUCAAUUCCUAAUACGCUUUUUUGAUGGGAC